AAUGUAUUUUUUAAAGUUUUAGUAUUUAAAAUGUAUAUCUAGUUCAAAAGUCAAAGUUGUGUUACAAAGGUAUGUUCAUAGUCCUUCCAUUGCUGUCUCCUGUACCAUUCCCAUGGUGCCCCCUUUUUAUUUCUGGUUUAUUCUUCCAGUGUUUCAUUUUUGCAAAUAGAAGCACGGACACAUAUUUUUAUUUCCUUUUUGUUUUUAAACAGAUGGUAGAACUCAACACUGUUCUUUUUUACUUAAUAUAUUUUGGAGAUUGUUUUAUAUAAGCUUUUUUCCAUUCUUUUGUGCUUGUAGUUUCCUAAUGAUGAACAUAGAUUGUUUAUAUUCUAUUGCUGUUAUAAAUGUUGCUGCGGGGAAUAACCUUGUGGAUAUGUUUUUUUGUAUUUGUGCACGUUUAGCUUUAACACAGUGAGAUUCGUGGGUAAAAGAUAACUGUGUUUGAAAUUUGUUUAGUGUAAAAAAAUUAGAGUUUAAAAAGGUGGAUCUCAUUAUGUCACCCUUUUACUUAAAGCUCUCAAUGGCUUUAAGUACUGAACUUAGUAACAUGAUCUCAAGGGCAUACAUAAUUUUUAUCCUUUGGCGCCUCAGCCUCACCUUACACCACAUCUGCCCUUGUUUUCCUUGCGUUUGUCAUCCUCCUGUGCCUAGCACCUUCUCCACAGGGCAUGCGGCACUGGUUCUGUUUCCUCUGCCUGGAAUGUUUUGUUUUUUGGUCCUGUUUCAGUUCUUCCCAGCCUUCCCUUAGAGUUUGUCUCCAGCAUCAGUUUUUCAUGAGAUUCUUUCUGCGUGAGUUUGCAGAUUUUCAUGAUAAAGAGAAUGGUCUAAAGAACUUUGUAUAUCCGUCACACACUACAGCAGCCAUCAAUUUUCUGAAGUUCUUGAGUUUUUUCUUGACUUCCCUGCAGUCAAAUUCUCCUGUUAGAGACACUGCUGUCCUUACCGUUACUUCAAAAUUACAACGUAAAUUAAUGUAACUUAGUGAAUUUUCAUUUUCUCUAGGAGGUUGAGCUUCAUGAAAGCAGAGACUCUUCCUGUUUUUGCCUAUAAUUACUUUUCUAAUUCUCAGCUCGGUGCCUGGGUUGUUGAGUGCUCAAACCCUCCUGGGCAGUUGUCUAAGGAGAGAGAUGGAUGCUGUGUAGUUAUGUCUGGUCUGCUGUAUGGGACAAACUGAAAGUUGCGUCCGUUCGCUUGCCUCUGACUUUGGUCUUGGAGCUGACCACACACACGGUCAGGAGGUAGGACUCUCAGGGAGCCUGGGGAAAAGAUGGGCCAGUGCAGCAGCCUUGCAAGGCCAGCCCUGCCUGGCGCAGUGAGGGGACCCAGAAGGCCCGCGGAUGCAGGCUGCACAUGUGCUGCCACACGUGCUGCCCCCUCCGCCCGCUGUACCAGAGCCCCCUUGUGGCCCAAACCAGAACCAACCGGGAAAGGACGUUCUGGGGAAUUGGUUCCAUCUAGCCAAGUUAAAACAUUACAAAGCGAAAUGAUGAGCUCAGGGUUUUAAAUGCCAACUGGGGUUCCACAUAAGGGACCUGAAAGUUUCUGCGACUGCCCUAAAAAAUGCAAAUUGAAUUCCCAAUUUGUAAGCAAGAGCAUUGAUUGAUAAGGAGUGGAAUUGUAAAAAUUGGAUUAGGAAACGUAUGGUCAGAUUCCAGUUAAGCUGGAGACCUAAAUUCUGCUGUGCUACCUUUGCCAGUAGACACAGCUUUUCCAACCCCUGCGUGAGGAACUUAAUCUCCUUUGCGUGGCAAACCUGUAAUUGCCUACUCUUCCCCAAGGAUCGUCCCAGCGGGCCCCAAAGUAGGAGGUAUAGAGAGUGUGUCUCAUGAGAUCCAAAAGAUCGUCUGGUUUGCCACUGUAUAGGUAGGACCUGGGGGAUAUUUGUGGGAAUGGAUCUUAAGGGUGUUUGAUAGUGGUGGAAGGGACACGAAGGUGGGUUAGGCUGAAUUUGUUGAUAUGGGCUUAUAAGUGGGCAUUCUGGAUCAGUUUUAUAGCUCAAGGGAUUAGAGUGCUGGUUGAUUGCCUUAAACAAAUCAAAGGCCGUCUGUCUAAGCAAAGCUGAGAUGACAGAACUGUCUUGGUAUAUAAUGGAGGAAGGCUUAGGGAGAUUGGAAUGUUGGAGUGGCUUUGUUGUGAAAGACCUGCUCACCCAUCCUGGGAGGAUUCAGAGGUUAUGCCUUAUAUUGCAGUUGCAAAGGGAGCCCCAGUAUCCUACAGAGCUCUGGUCACUCUUCUCAGUGGGAACUGCAGGAUCCGUAAAUGCAGUGAUGAUAGUUGGCUCCUGGGGUGGCAUGUCUGUGGAAUGGUCUUGUUUUCUUUUCUUUUAUUAUUUUUUUUAAAGCCUUUUUUAUUUAUUUGAGAGAGAGCGUGAGUGGGGUGAGGGGCAGAAGAAGCAGACUCCCCGCUGAGCAGGAUCAUAACCUGAGCCAAAGGCAGACGCUUAACCACCCAAGUGUCCCAUAUUAUUUUUUUUAAAGAUCUAUUUAUUUUUCUAGACAGAGCGAGCGAGCAAGCAGGGGGAGAGGGAGAGACAAUCUCCAGCAGACUCCCCCCCCCCCCCCCCCAGCUGAUCAUGGAGCCCAACAUGGGGCUGCAUCCUGCGACCCUGAGAUCAUGACCUGAGCUGAAAUCAAGAGUUGGACGGCUCAACUGCCUUGAGCCACCCAGAGAGAAAGAGCACAAGCAGGGGGAGUAGCAGGCAGAGGGAGAAGCAGAGACUCCCCACUGAGCAAGGAACCUGAUGUGGGACUGGAUUCGAGGACCUGGGAUCAUGACCUGAGCUGAAGGCAGAUGCUUAACUGACAGAGCCACCCAGGCAGCCCACUUUUCAUAAUUUCUAAGAGUCCUUAUGAUUUCACAUGUUUUUGCUGAACUUGUAAAAGAGGCACUUGGAUGAUGGAUUAACAAGAACAUUGAGAUUCUGUGAAAAGUUUCAAAUCGGAGAGUAUUCAAUUUUCACCCUAGUCCAGCAGCUGUGCUGCUCACUUAAAUACAGAUGAAUGAAGACCCCAUUCGGGAAGACACCUGGCCAGCGGUCCAGAGCGGAUGCAGUCAGUUUGGGAGGUUUUCUUUACAUUUCCUGAGAUCCGAGGUGGACCCUCCAGAGAGGCACAGAGGAGAGGUUUUCACAUUUCCUGAGAUCCGAGGUGGAUCUUCCCGGGGCACCGAGGAGAGGUUUUCUUCACAUUUCCUCAGAUCUGAGGUGGAUCCCCCAACGAUGCACAGAGGAGUUGGCUGGAAGCUGCAUGUGCCAUGCUGGUGUGUCUGCAAGCAUGAUGAAGAAAAGGACUUCCCACAAAAAACAUCGGAGCAGUGUGGGGCCGAGCAAACCUGUUUCCCAGCCCCGGCGGAACAUCGUAGGCUGCAGGAUUCAGCAUGGGUGGAAGGAGGGGAGUGGCCCUGUCACCCAGUGGAAAGGAACCGUUCUGGACCAGGUGCCUGUAAAUCCUUCUUUGUAUCUUAUAAAAUACGAUGGAUUUGACUGUGUUUAUGGACUAGAACUUAAUAAAGAUGAAAGAGUUUCUGCGCUCGAAGUCCUCCCUGAUAGAGUUGCGACCUCUCGAAUCAGCGAUGCACACCUGGCCGACACGAUGAUCGGCAAGGCGGUAGAGCACAUGUUUGAGACGGAGGACGGCUCGAAGGACGAGUGGAGGGGGAUGGUCCUAGCACGUGCCCCCAUCAUGAACACAUGGUUCUACAUCACCUACGAGAAGGACCCUGUCUUGUACAUGUACCAGCUCUUAGAUGAUUAUAAAGAAGGCGACCUUCGCAUUAUGCCCGAUUCUAAUGAUUCUCCUCCAGCAGAAAGGGAACCGGGAGAAGUUGUGGACAGCCUGGUAGGCAAACAGGUGGAAUAUGCCAAAGAGGACGGCUCUAAAAGGACUGGCAUGGUCAUUCAUCAAGUGGAGGCCAAACCGUCUGUCUAUUUCAUCAAGUUUGAUGACGAUUUCCAUAUUUAUGUCUACGAUUUGGUGAAAACAUCCUAGAUGUCAUCAUGAACUUGGCCAAAUUUGUGGAACUAUUAAAUGUAUAAUUUGUAGACAUAAAGACUUGAUUGCUUUCCAGUUUAAUGAAAGCUUAAAUGUCCCUGCGAACCCACAAUCUCUGCCAGCAGAACUGGUUUUGUUCUGAAUAGUACAGAUUUAUGUGAACACAAAGCAUUUUGUGUAAGGAACUCCUUCCUCUUACGAGAAGUCUCUGUGUCUGGAGGGGAGUUAGGGCAAGUUUGGUAAAGUUAAGCUAGCGUCGCGGUCGUGUAGACUGGACUGGAUCGCCCCCAGCUCCCCGGCACUGUAGUUCUCCCCGUCUGCUGCCACACUGCAAGCUUAGUCUGGUACUGUCGGUACCGCCUUCUUUGUUGAGACGUAUGCACCCCGCUCUCCCUGUCCACAUCUGUGUGUGUCCAUAAGCACCACACACACACACACACGCGCACAUGCACGCACACAUACUUCCUUGGCAGUCCGUUCUCUGUGGAUUGGGGCGGGGGUUCAGUAAUACUCUCCAGUCAGCAGGAGUGCUUGUCCUGAGUCAGUCCGAUUUCGUAUAUUACUGCUGUUUAUUUAAAAGUAAAUGUGGGCACAGGAGACACAUAGGGACGUGCGGCGUGUUUUGGAAGUCAGAAGUUCAGACACCUUUUUAGUCUGGAGGCAUUAAACCAUGAGUCCAAAUAGGAAUCAUUUGUGAACAGUUGCUGGACCCACAUUAGAAUUUAACAAAACAGUUAGGAAUCUGGGUAAAAAGCUGCCUUUAAUUUCUAAGCUUUGUAAAUUUUUGUCUACAUUUUUUAUCCUAAGUACUUCUUUUGUUUUAAAGCAAAGCCCAGGUACUUGGUCCACAUGGUGUGAUGCUGGUGUGUCCUGGACGGCACAACUGCUCUGUUGAUUUGUCCAUCGCAGUCUGGAUUCUAGUGCGUGGGUUUGAGAGGCAACCGUGCAUCAGUGUUUGUGUGUAUGUGGGAAGUUCCUGGCAGAACCCAGUGCUUUGGUAUUAGAAAUACAAGUUUGGGAGUGGCGUUGCUGCCUUCUGACAAGUUCUCUGGGACACUCUUAUUUUUAUUACUGUUCUUACUGAUACAAGGUUGUGGUCAGAAGGCUUUUCCCCACAGAGAAUAUCUAGACACGUAACAGCCUGCAUCCCCUGACACCUUCUGUGGUGCUGGGCGGUCUCGGCUCCCCGUGUGCUGCUGACGUGGACUCUUCCGUCAUCGCGCUAGCUUCUGGGUGUGACUGUGGCCCUGGGCCACGCAGCGCUUUCGUGGCUUGCUCCUGCGAGGUUGUUUUGACCGAAAUAGAACCAUAGACGUGGUUGGGGUGGUGGCGACGUGGCCAUCUGUCACUUUGUUUUGGAUGAGUCCUGAUGGUUUGAAAGCCACAGAGCGGCAGGACGGGGAUCCAGUCUCUCGUGGAGACGGGAAAGCUUGCCUCAGUGUCGGGCAGAAGGCUGGAUGCGCACGUCGUCAGCCAACUACCAGCAGUCCGUGUGGCCUCUGUCGUGGCUGUGCUCAGUAUUGGAGAUUCUGUCGUUGGUGACCUCCCUGCGCGUGGUCCGAGUGGUGCCCCGCUUCGCCUCCGGAAGGCUGUGCACGGUCAUGCUGUCGGAUGGUGACCUCGCGCUCGGGAAGUGCAGCGCCUCACCUCGGGCGGCAGGGGGAGCUUGUCCGGCUCUGCGCUCCCCCCGCGGUGAGUGCUGGUCUCACGCUGCUCCUGCUCGAACAGGCGGCGUGCCGCACGUCUGUCUGGCUCUGGUCAGGGCCCCUGCAUGCCAGUCUCCAGGCUGAGCCCGGCUCCCCGAGCGCAGGCGAAUGCGUGUGCCCCGAGAGUGGGGGCGUCUGGCAUGUGCUCUGUGCGAACGUGGCGCAGUGCUUCGGACUGAAAACCAGUGUUCUUUGGAAGUAUCCUGAGGGUUGGGCAGUGGAAACCUCUGCAGCCUCGCUCAAUGACUUGCGUUGUGGUUUUCCUGCGAGUUCCUUUAGCACCUUCAACACCACAUGGUCUGCCACUCUCCAGGUGAAUGUGACACCUUACGAUCACCAUUAUUUUCAUCACUGUUCCAUCUGUUGCCUUUAGGGCGGAAGGAAGGGGAAGGGGCUUUUUGUUGUUUUCCUUUUUCCCCCUGUUCUCUUUUCUUUUGGUGGCUUAACCCACACUUGCGCGGUGACUGAUUCCACUCCCUCGCCCGGUACUUCAGGCUUCGUUCUAGGCUCACGUUUCAGAUCUGCAUGCAUUGCUUGCCUUUUCCUGGUAUCAGAAUGUUGGUUCCUUGUUCGAGGAGCCCAACAUGAGUUUCCAAAAUUACCAUGGGUCUUGUGAGUGCACAAGCCCUGAACCUGUAUAAAAUGUCCCGGCCUUUCUCACUGACCUGCUGUCGUGUUCCCGUGUUGUGUGCGUGUGACGUCCGGCUGCCACGUGAAGCUUCCGAGGAGAACCUUAAACGCAGACCAUCCUUUUUUGCAUGCUCUAUUCUAAGUAGGAUGUUCAAUGUAACUAACUGAACUUGCAUGUGAAAGAUAUUUAGGUUUUUUGUUUUCUAUCUUUGUUUUUAUUUGUUUUCAGUUCUCUGUAUAUUGCUUCCUGUGCCGUUGUAGUGGUCGUAGGAUGAAAAUGCGCUGGUGGCCCCACGCAGUGCCGGCAGAGGGUGGUUCCCCAGCUCUGUCUGUCGUGCAGCAUUUGAAGGGACUGUGCAUGCUCGAAGCGCUCGCAGUCACCUCUAAGCCAGAGUUCAUUCCUGUUCCUCUUUUACGUGCCAAACCCCGAAGUGCAUUGGGCUCGAAUCUCUGAGCGCUCUGGACCCAUUAGAAGACUGUUCUGAUUGUCACAAAUUGUAGUGCCUGAAAACACGCGUAAGCUGAUUGUCUUAAAAAAAAAGAAAGAAAGAAAGAAAGUUCUCCAAAGACAAAACAGGAACAAUUAUUAUAACAAAUAAUUAUGGUCGAAAUGUCUGUGGUUCCUUGGAAAUGCUGCGCUUUUUGUAUUUCCACCAUUAGUGUGGUGUGAGCGGAUGUGUAUAGUUCAGAGGUCUUCGUGUUCGCAUCUUACAAUUAGGUAAAUGACCUCAUCUUUCAGGCUUGAAUUCAUUUUUAAUUUUAAUUUUAUUUUAUACAAUGUGUAGACCGUUCCCUGUUCUCUGCAUUUAGAAGUAUAAACAAUAUAAAUCUGUUAAUUCUGUAAGUAAUUUUUAUAAUUAUGAUGUAACUCUAUCCUAUCCUUAAAACAUUUAAAAUAAACCCUUUAUGUGCAA
Mirounga angustirostris (Northern elephant seal) is the source of this 7242-nucleotide messenger RNA. RefSeq names its product spindlin 1 (gene SPIN1). The transcript is spliced from 8 exons. Bases 3249 to 3989 code for a protein of 246 amino acids. The record is from RefSeq and is a predicted model, not a curated record. Gene Ontology annotation, cellular component: cytosol; nucleoplasm. Lineage: Eukaryota; Metazoa; Chordata; Mammalia; Carnivora; Phocidae. Gene Ontology annotation, biological process: gamete generation; regulation of DNA-templated transcription.